This is a messenger RNA of Penicillium canescens, 2142 nucleotides long. RefSeq lists its product as uncharacterized. The record is from RefSeq and is a predicted model, not a curated record. The transcript is spliced from 2 exons. The coding region runs from base 1 to 2142 and encodes 713 amino acids. NCBI's taxonomy places the organism in Eukaryota, Fungi, Ascomycota, Eurotiomycetes, Eurotiales, Aspergillaceae.
AUGGAGAGCGAGGAAGACCUCGGGAUGGACCGCAAAGCUUCCAAAGCGCAGCGGUUCUUUGGAACAGAGCUGUCAAUCCCCGAACAUGCGUGGCAGGAGCCAAAAAAACAACGCCGACCCAGCUAUAGAACACCACCCAGCAGUGCCCCAAGGCAGAGCAGCGGCUUCGUGCCUUUCCCCACGGAGAAUACCCCCAUCCCCGACCAGAACCUUCGUGUGCGGGCUUCAUCGCCUCUGCUGGGGGUGAACUACCGAUCGCAAGAGGCCGCACCGCCGCUCCCCAAGCCCUCGAAAAAAUCCACCACUCCGUCGGCCAAGGCCGAAUCGCUCCAGCCUAAAGUGCGGAACGGACUGGGUAUUGAACCUCAAGUGACGCUGGGUGAGGCUGCGAAUCCGCCGAAGGAGUCGAAGCGGAAGAUGCGUCCUCCGAGAAUUGAUCUCUCCGUUUUGUUCCCCAAGCCUCGGAAUACCAGUGCGCAUAACGGUCUUUUGUCUCCGCAACGAAUGACCAACUCACCGUCUCCCGUUUCCACGGUGAUUUCGGAUUUCCCUUCCAAUCCGGCUCCCCAGCAUAUUCCCGUUUCCAUCCCCCGCAAGGUUGAAAGGACUACCGAUCAUUCCAGCAAGAGAUACCCGGAUGCACCUCCUCGUCGGCCAUCCCUCCAGUCACUCAAGAGCGAGUCCAAAAAGCAUGUCGAUAAUUCGGAUCUGCCAUCCAUUGCUGAGACCAAAAAUAGCGAGUGGUAUGACCAGCCGAUGGAGCGCACGGUAGGCACAAGCGAGAUCGAUCUGGCCCUGGACAGAUAUGCAGGCCGGCGUUCACUCUUCAGUCGCUCCAGUGUAUAUUCCAACAGCCGGGAGAACUUGCCGCUAGAACGGCAACGGACUCCAGAGUCCAAACCGAGCGCGAGGCGUGCUCAUAGUCCCUCUACCAGAACCAAGGAUAUGUACCUGAGCCCAACUGCUCGUCCAGAGAUAGUCCGCCCUCGUGGUAUGAGCUCUUCCCAGGAAUCCUGGAAGACCAAGAAGAGCGAAAAGAGCUCGACAUCCAAGAAGAGCAACAGAAGCACGUUGAAGGACAGGGACCUGCAAAAUUCUAGUGUUCUCUGCCUUUCCUCGUCCUCGGAGGAUGAGGAUGAGCAAAUUACCCCCACUGAGCCAAAGCGCAGUGGAAAGAAGAACUACAGGGACAGUGUCGCUACCUUUGAUGACGAUGAGCCUGAGAUCUUCACUGCUUCUACGGCCAAGGCGGCCACGGCCACAACUCCAACUUCGCGACGCUUCGAUCGGCAACCAUCAACCGGCAGUCUCAAAUCCCAACCUGAAAAGAUCCAGCCGGCUCCAGCUCGUCGCAAGGCUUCCCACUCCUCCACAGGAAAGUCUUCCACCGGCAAGUCUUCCCAGACAACCCGACGCACCACUCAAACUCGACGCUCAAGUGGAGUUCCCACCAUUGAGGCAGACCUUCUCGCACAGUUCCCACAGCAGCCUCUUCGCUCCCCCGCAGAGCUUAAGGAGCUGAACCGGAGAAGUCGCGUCAUCGCUGUGACCCGGCAAGAGCAGGACCUUCUCGAAGCAAUGCGCGUCCGAAAGGGCAAGGUCACGCCGAGUCUCUUCAACUAUGGGAACCUCCCCGAGGCAGACCGACGCUCAAUCCUCUCAGGUCCCUCGCGCGAUUCCUUUUGUGGAUCCGAUACCUCCUUCCUACGUCUCAGCAACGUCUUCCCGCCAUUCAAUACUCCAUCAGUGAAAGGUGCAGCCCACUUGGACAAAGACGGCACACCCUCCCAAAGCUCAGGCUCUGAUACUGAACAGAAAACCGGUAACUCUGUUGCCUCCCCGGGUUUUAGUGCCAACUACUCCGAGAGCCUGCCCUCUCCCGCCACCAGUGGUGCCUCGCCGCUCACUCCAACCCUGCCAAUUCAUCGCUUCUCGCCGCUUCCGUCCCCAAAGCCGCCCCCAAGAGGACCCCCGCCUGCCAUCCCCGAAGAUCAGAAGCGGCACUCCCGCCGUCGCACUGAUAGCAGCGAAGCUAUCAUGCUGGAAGAGAGCUGUGACCCGAAGCGCAACCAGGGUCUUCCUCUUUGGUCGUUCAAUUUCGAUUGGGACCAGGAGCGCGCUGGUAUUGCUACCGUACACUGA